Molecule: messenger RNA, 663 nt
Organism: Paramecium pentaurelia
Lineage: Eukaryota; Ciliophora; Oligohymenophorea; Peniculida; Parameciidae
Source: the annotation of a GenBank genome assembly
AUGACUUUAAGGUACUCUUCAGAUCUAACACUGAACAUAUAUGAAAAGCCUCCACAAAACCCAGAUUGGCUUCAAAAGUAGGGGAAUAUAGAUUUAAUCUUGAAUAAGAUCAAAUAAAAGAAUAUGCUUUAAAGAAUUCAAUAUACUACAAAUGAAUAGAUUUAAGUAAUUAAAAUAAUAAUUUUAAGGAAGUAGACCCUAUAUUACUUAGAAGUCAUAGGUUAAACAAAAAAUUAAAAGAAUUUGAUCACUAUAAUUAAGAAUAAAUAGAAAAAUAUAGAAAGAUUUUACAAUCUGAUAGGGAACAAAUAACAAAUGCAAUGUCUCAAAGAAGAAGAAUGGGUUCGUUCGUUAAGCAUGUAAGAAGCAUUAGCACAACAGUUUUGAAGCCGUACUAUUUAUAUUUUUAUCAAUAGACACAUUUAAGUCAAUAAUAUUGUAAAUCUAUAAUAUAAUGAAAAAAAGGUGGAACAUCAAGUUAUUUCAAGAUAGAAAAUUAAAUCAAUAUAAGAAAAUAGAAAAACUAUAGAUAAUUGUUCUAAAAGACUUCAAUAAUUAUUUAAAGAGGAUUCGUCCAAUCAUGUUUCUAGAGUAUAGAGCCAUUUGGAAUAAAGAUCAUAAAAGAAAAAAAAUUCAAUUGACUUAAUUCGAAACCUUUAUUGA